This is a messenger RNA of Macrobrachium nipponense, 1302 nucleotides long. RefSeq names its product basic proline-rich protein-like. The coding region runs from base 1 to 1302 and encodes 433 amino acids. The transcript has a single exon. Lineage: Eukaryota; Metazoa; Arthropoda; Malacostraca; Decapoda; Palaemonidae. The record is from RefSeq and is a predicted model, not a curated record.
AUGCCUGCUUGGCAGACCUUCUGGCGACCUUCUGGCCCGCCUGCCUGCCUGCACAAGGCCUGCUUGGCAGACCUUUUUGGCCCGCCCGCUGCCUGCACAGGGCCUGCUUGGCAGACCUUCUGGCCUGCCCACCUGCCCACACCAGGCCUGUGUGGCAUACCUUCUGGCCUGCCCACCUGCCCACACAGGCCUGUGUGGCAAUACCUUCUGGCACGCCCGCCUGCUAGCACUAGGCCUGCUUGGCAGACCUUCCGGCCCGCCCGCCUGCCCGCAGUACCAGGCCUGCUUGGCAGACCUUUCGGCCCGCGCCCUGCCCGCAGUACCCGCCUGCUUCGCAGUACCUUCCCGGGCCGCCCGGCCCUGCCGAGUUCGCAGCCUUCCCCGGCCCAGCCGCCCUGCCCCGGCCCUCCCGCAGUCCAGGCCGGCUUGGCUACCUUUCGCCCGCCCGCCUGCCCCGCAGUACCCCAGGCCUGCCUUGGCCUUGACCUUUCGGCCCGCCCGCCUCCCGCCCAGUACCGGGCCUGCCUUCGGCAUACCUUCCGGCCCGCCCUCCCCGGCCCGCCCCGUUACCAGGCCUGCUUGGCAGACCUUUCGGCCCCGCCCCCCGCCUUGCCCGCAGUACCGGGCCUGCUUCGGCAGACCCUUCCGGCCGGCCCGGGGGGGAGGCCCGGCCUUGGCCCAAGACCUUUGGCCCGGCCCUUGGUCCCAGGAACCUUGUUCGGCCCGCCCUCCUGCCCGCAGUACCAGGCCUGGCUUGGCAGACCUUUCGGCCCGCCCGCCUGGCCCGGCCAGUACCGGGCCCUGCUUCUUUUUUUUUUGGCAGACUUCCGGCCCGCCCGCUGCCCGCAGUACCAGGGCCGGCUGGUGACAGACCUUUCGGCCCGCCCUCCUGCCCGCAGUACCGGGCCUGCUUCGGCGACCUUUCCGGCCCGCCCGCCUGCCCGCAAGUACCAGGCGGCUUGGCCAGACCUUUCGGCCCCCCCUGUACGCCCGCCUGCCCGCAGUAGCCGGGCCUGCUUCGGCACAACUUCCGGCCGGCCCGCCUUGGCCGCAGUACCAGCCGGCUUGCAGACCUUUCGGCCCGGGGCCCGCCUGCCCGCCUGCCCGCCAGUGACCGGGCCUGCUUCGGCAGGACCUUUCCGGCCGCCCGCCACUGCCCGGCAGGCACCUUUCGGCCCGCCCGGCCUGCCCGCACAGUACCGGGCCUGCUUCGGCAGACCGUCCGGCCCGCCCAGCCUGCCCGGCAGUACCAGGCCGGGUCUCGGCAGACCUUUCGCCCAGCCCCGCCGCCUGCCCAGCUAA